GGCAGCCUUAUCCGUGCUUGCCUUUCGCUCGGAGACAGGGACGGAGGAUCUGCCCGUGGAUCGCGGCCUCUCUGAACUCGUCUCUCUCCUCCGUCCUGAGAACCUGAGCCGCGCCUAGUCCAGUGAUCACAUCGCGGACCAUCCCGCAGGGCAGCACGCACCCCCCUGCUGCAGCAACACUCAGAUCUCUCGACUGAUCUGACACGUGAGGGGAUCAAGGCACGCCUGCCCUGCCCUGUCUGCUUAGUCGCUUGCCGAUGUCCCACCAUCACGCCAAGCGCCGGCCGUGUGAGCGGGAGGUGUGCAGUCCGCACGGCAGCCGAUAUGCCGUGUCGCCCGUGGCCAAGCGUAAGGCCUCUGACGAGGGGUGGGAGGUGCUCGAGGAGGGGGAGAUGAUGGUCAAGGCCACGCGACGGCAGACACGAGGGGUCAGCCAACGGCCGUGCGGGGAAGGGACGGAGGGAGGGAGGCGUCGCAGACCCCACUAUCUGUGUGUCUGUCUGUCUGUCUGUGUGCAGAUGACUUACCCCGAGUCUCAUCCACUGUGUGACGUCGCGCACGCCGCUGAGUGGACACAAGAGGAAGACGAAGCGUACGUCUGUCUGUCUGUCUGCAAACAACACACACACUCCUCAUACACCGUCUACUAUGUGUCUGCGUGUGUGUGUGUUGGUGUCGCGUCAGGUUGAGGGAGUCGGUGCGUGUCAACGGCGGCAAGUCGUGGAAGCGCAUCGCCACCUUCCUGCCGGGCCGCUCGGACGUCCAGUGCCUCAACAGGUGGCACACAGUCCUCAAACCCACUCUCGUCAGAGGUCAGCCACCCACCCACACAACACAGUCCGCACACAUCACCACACCCAUGCCGUCCGUCUCGUUAUACGUACGUGCUGCACAGGCACCUGGACUCAGGAGGAGGACGACGUGCUGCGUGAGUUGGUUGCUGUGCACGGGGCGGCCAAGUGGAGUUCGAUCGCCAAGAUGCUCAACGAGCGGCUGGGGACCUACCGGCUCGGCAAGCAGUGCCGCGAGAGGUGGACCAACCACCUCGACCCUACCAUCACGGUACGUUUGAAUGUAAUGACACAUCCAUGUGCUCGUGAGUGAGGGUGUGCAGGGGUGCUCAUGUGGCUGGCUAUGUACGUUGGAUCGAUGUGUGUGUGCAGCGCACUGAGUGGACGGAGGAGGAGGACGCUCUGCUGCUGGCUGAGCAAGAGUCCAUCGGCAACAAAUGGUGCGCACGCACACAGACACACUCACCCCCCUCUAUGACAUCUAUCUGUGUGUCUGUCUGUGUGUGUCUGCCUUGUGUGUUAAGGUCUGACAUCAGCAAGAAGCUGCCGGGCCGGACGGAGAACGCCGUCAAGAACCGGUGGAACUCGCUCAAGCGCAAGAUAUGGCAGGAGGAGUUCCUCAGCCAGCAGCACCAGGAGAUGGAGGCCCUCAUGAUCCAGCACCACUUCCACACGCUCUCACAACCCUACGGCACACCACAGUUGCACCCGCAGCAGCACCCCCAGCACCUCAAUGGUGCCACACCACACACCACCGGGCCCCCAACCCUCCCCCCCCUCGGCUGCGACUCCCCCUUCUCUGCGCAAGGCACCCCCUCACACACCACCAUGAUGACCAUGGACACGCCAUUCCGCGCCGCACUGCGGCAGCUCGAGAGACAGGGGAGUGGCAGUGGCAGUGGAUUGAGCGCUCUGCAGCCCCCCUCCUACACCUCUCAGGGCUCGUUCGUUUCGCUGCUGUCGGCUGCCGAGUCGGCGGCCGGGAGUGUGGGAGGUGGUGGUGUGGUGCUGGCCGUGCACCCUUCAUCAAGCGGUCACCAGACGCCCCAGGAGGGCGACGCCUACCCGCUGGGCCCGCCGGGGGUCAAUGACGAGCCGAAGAGUGGGGAGGAUCGACAGCAGGAGGAGGACGAGCUCGACAUGGAUGUCGACCGGUUCUUCGCCACACGCGCCCCGCCCGCGCCCGUCUGUGAGGAGGCCGGCACCGACACGGACGCGAUGCGCAAGAGGUGUGUGGCGCCCCCGCCGGCCCUCUCGUCGUCCCUGCGGUCGCACUCCCUGACGCUGCCCAUCCCAUCGAGGUCGCCCCAGCCCACGUCACUCACGCCCUCAUCCUCAGGGGCACUGGCCGAGUGGAAGCUGCCUUUGCCCGACACGAUCGAGCAGGACCUCUCAGGUCGCAUGACUCGGCUGGAUCUGGGGGGCGGCGGUAUGAGCAGCAGGGUGCGCGCGGCGUCGUGGAAGGGGCGCUGUGUCAGCGAAUGCGACGCGGUGGCCAAGGAGCUCUUUCGGCACAUCGACGGCAGCGACGAAUGGGAAGGGGGAGAUAUCGACGAGGGUAUGUGUGCAUGUGAUGUGAUGAGAUGCAGGAGGGAGUGUGUGAAGAGAAGGCUCAUUUCAUUUGCCGCAUGUGUGUUGGUCGGUCUGUGCAGGCGCGUGUGAGCCGAGGCCGUUGCUGCCCAUGACGCUGCCGCCCAUGGCGCCUCCCCUCUCACCCCACCUGAAGCACCUGCCCUACCCCACCCCCACGGCCACGGCGAGUGUGAGCACUGCAUCGACCACUAACACCCCACCAAGCGCACACGCCGUCCAGAUCGGCACACCCGUGUGUGAGGAGAACAAUGAGAACAACGACCCGCCCCCCUCCCCCACUCCCACGCCGGCCCCCAGCCUCACACCAUCGCCAACGCCGCAGCUGCCGCCGUCGGCCGCCUCACUGGCGCAGAAGCUGGCCUCGCUGCUGGGGACCCUGAGCAACAUGGCUGACAACGAUCGCAACCGCAGACUUGCGGAGGGCGCUUGCAAGAAGCUGGAGAGCGCCGCUUAGUUAGAUUGAUUGACCAGGUGGAUGUGAUGUGUGAGAUGCGGCCUUAGUGUUGGUCAGUCGCUGACCGACGGAUGGAUGGAUGGAUUGCUCGACCAAUAGUUAGUGGAUUGUUUGAUCAAUGCUGAGGCCGUGUCUGUCGUGUCGAUGCGAUGCGUAGGUAGGGAGCGGAGGGAGGGAGGCUGUGUGCGAGUGUUAGUCUCAUGGCAUGCCUGGCUUGUGUGUCCCAUCCGUGCCUGCUACCUAUCUAUGAUAUGCUGUUGUUCGUUUUUCGAUCGAUCUGCCUACUCGGCUAGGCUGCCUGCUUGACUUACUCGUGGUGCUGUGUGGUGUGGAUUGCAGCAAGGGAGGGAGGGAGUCAGGCGCUUGUGCCGGCAGAGAGAGUUUCCGGCGAGAAACGGCCAACGGUGCGCUCUCUACGCCAGUGACAGCGUUUGGCUGUCUUGCCGCUUCAUCCUACAUGACGUGCUGCACAUGCAUGAAUGGAUGGAUGGAUGGAUGGGGGGGCUGGUGGGGGGGUUGACGGUGGUCGUUUAUCGGCUAAUUCGUACUCCGUGGUCGGCUUGAUGACUGCUUUUAUCGCACGUAGACAGGCAGGCGUGUCGCUACGUGCUGCCGUGUGCUGCUGUGUUUGCCACGCCAUACACACAUACUCGAGUGGCACCAACAUGAUUGCAGCCACAUACACACACACACACACACUACAUCUCGAUGAUCGCAUCUUAAGGGGCCGGCUUCUGUGCUGACUGAUGUUUUGUGUGCUGGUGCCGGGCAGGCGAACGACAGACUGCCACACAGAGGAUGGCGGGAAAGAUGGGCGGAUCAAGACUCAUCGACUCAUGGAGAGCAGGUGAAGCUCUGUGCGUGUGCGUGUGUGUGCGCGUGUGCGUGUGUGCACCUAUGGGCUCAUACACUCACGCACGCCGACACACACACUCGAGGCACCGCACUUGUGUGUAUGUCUUUAUGUAUGUAACCUACCCCCCCUUCUUAUACCUAGCUAGCUAGCUUAUACGUAGCGACCAUCAGUCACCAUCACUAUGAUGCCUAAUUAACAUAAGGUACCUCUUACGUACUUACCAACGGAAUGCAAUGACUGACUGCAAUGAAUCAAUGCCCUCCCUCUUUCUUCGACUGACUCGGCGCGCGCGCGCUAUUUUUCUCUUCCUUCUCUCUCUCUCUCUCUCUCUCUCCUUCUCUCUCUCUCUGGGUCAUGCUCUUUUCUCUCUCGUCUCUUGAUGGAAUGAGACUGAUUUGACGACGUGCUGGCGACAGUCAGCCUGCUUGAUUGACAGACGUGCAGAGAGGUACGUGUGUGUCUGAUGGCCUCCUGGCAAGGUGGAGAGGGAGGGUGUGCGAGUGGGCGGGUCGGGUUUUCUUUUGCCGUUUUGGGUUGACCUACUUUUUGCCCAAUCGUUCUCUCGUCACCUCUCCCCGCCCCCCUCUCUCUGCUGCUGCUGCUGCUGCUGGCUGGAUGAUGAUGAUGGACUACAGACAGGUUGUGGAUAUCCUCUACCUAUCUAUCUUAUGCAUGUUUUCUAUGCCUGGGUAUACAGUGACUUAUUGGUCUCGAUCCAUAUAUACAUCUGUCUGCCUGGGUUCCUCGAUCGGUCCGCGGCUGUCGUUUUGUAUGCCUUCUCUCUGGCUGCGAGAUCGUACCCCCC
Molecule: messenger RNA, 4499 nt
Organism: Vitrella brassicaformis
Lineage: Eukaryota; Vitrellaceae
Source: the annotation of a GenBank genome assembly